Messenger RNA from Pichia membranifaciens NRRL Y-2026, 1275 nucleotides. RefSeq lists its product as hypothetical. Lineage: Eukaryota; Fungi; Ascomycota; Pichiomycetes; Pichiales; Pichiaceae. Gene Ontology annotation, molecular function: pheromone binding; mating-type factor pheromone receptor activity. The transcript has a single exon. Gene Ontology annotation, cellular component: G protein-coupled receptor homodimeric complex; membrane. The record is from RefSeq and is a predicted model, not a curated record. Gene Ontology annotation, biological process: G protein-coupled receptor signaling pathway. The coding region runs from base 1 to 1275 and encodes 424 amino acids.
AUGUCAGACUACCUUAGUAAGCUACCAGAAGACCCGGGAAAUAUUGUCUUGAAUUAUACCACAAUUGAUGGGCUUAAUUCGGUGACUUUUGCAGAUUUAGAUGAAUAUUUGAAAACCAUUGUUGUUUUGGCAAUAGUGUUUGGCACACGAAUAGGGCUUUCGGCCAUAGCUCUUCCCGUUAAUUUCUUAGUCACUAAAAACAAAAGGUCUCCUAUUUUCAUCUUGAACACAGCAUGCUUGUGUAUUCUAUUCUUGCAAUCGUGUCUAUUUUCAGUUACUUUGACAAAAUAUUACAAUACCAUUGCCUUCUCGUUUUCAAUGUAUGAGAAUGUUGAUACUUUGGCAAGCAAUAUUUCAAUUGCGGCCAACGUCUUAUAUGUCAUUUUAAUUGCAUUAGUGGAAAUCUCCUUUUGCUAUCAAGUUUAUAUCAUUUUUGAGUCUCCACAAACACAUUUGAAAAGAUUGGGCUAUGUUGCUACCGCUCUUUCGGCUUCCCUUGGCCUUGCGUCGGUUGUCAUGUAUUUCAUGUACAUGGUGUACUCAAAUAUUACGUUUUUGAAUCCGAGCUCGAGCAGACCCGGCUACUUGGUUAAUACGCCUUUGAUUUUGUUUGUCACCUCGUCGUGUGCAAUUUGCUUUAUGCUGCUAUUGAAACUUGGUGUCGCAAUUCGGACCCGUCGUUAUCUAGGAUUGACACAGUUCAAUCUAUUUCAUAUUUUAUUUGUGAUGACAUUCCAGACAAUGAUUAUCCCAACCGUAUUGAUUCUCAUAUCCUUUAAUGCCUUUUCUGAAACAGAUCAAUACUCUUCACAAUCUUUUUCUGCUCUUGGUACAGCACUCAUUACAAUUUCAUUGCCACUGACUACUAUGUGGGCAAACUCUUCGGUGUCUAACAGUACUCCAAGCUCGACCGUCGAUAUGUAUUCCCCAUAUCCAUCAAGUGAUGAUAAUAAAACACUUGCCGAAUCACCACUGGACUAUUACCCAAAAUCAUCACUGAGUGAUUCAGAAAGCUUUCCUGGUAUGACAGCUGAUCCAGAGAAGCAGAUAAUUGGUGACUAUCAAAUGAAGGGCAUGGAAUCUUCCGCUAAAACUGACGAGGAAUUUUGGAAAGAGGUGGAGCUCUAUACCAAAGAUUUGGAUAAGCAUUCACAGAACGGUAGUAUUCAUGAUUCCGGAAUUAAACACAAAUCUGACAACGUUUUUUUGUCACACAAAAAAUCUAGUUUUACGUCUAGUCAUUCCUCCAACUCGUUCGGUUCGAGACACGUUUAG